Messenger RNA from Cajanus cajan (pigeon pea), 2440 nucleotides. RefSeq lists its product as uncharacterized. Gene Ontology annotation, cellular component: cytoplasm. The record is from RefSeq and is a predicted model, not a curated record. Gene Ontology annotation, molecular function: mRNA binding. NCBI's taxonomy places the organism in Eukaryota, Viridiplantae, Streptophyta, Magnoliopsida, Fabales, Fabaceae.
UUCAAUUCGGGUGAAAAAACUGCGUGUCAUAACUCAUACGAGGUACUACAGCAGAGUAUGGAACCGAACUGAACCCGCAACAGUGAACGAACCACAUGAUGCUCCGAAGCCUCUGGAAACGUCGUCGUCACCCACAUUGGAGUCCCACGUUCCUGUGCUCCUCACCCGCUUCACUCUUUCACAGCGCCACCUGCGCCCUCGCGAGGCGACACUUCGUCUCCAACGAGGUGGAGGCUCCUGGUUGGAGGUGGAGCACCGAAGAGCCCUCGGGUUUCGUGGACGACGACGUUUCGCAUCCUUGGCCCGAGUGGGUCCAGCUCAUGAAGUGCUUGCUCGACAAGGGACACUUCAAUCACCAAGAGGGAAACCCGUUUCGCAAUGCUGGUUUCGGCGCCAAAGAUUGCAAUGUCGUUAGAACCGCUUGUCUUAAUUUCGGUAGAGACCACUUUCACCUUUUGAGAUUCUUGUCUCGAAAAGAUAUAGGAGUUACUGUGGCACUUGGAUGUCCGAGCUUAGAUAGGAAAGUGAUCAACUCAGGAAAGCGUUUGAGAGCAUAUGCGGGUAUUGAUGAGGGAAAUGUAUGCAGUUUGUGCAAUUUGAGGGGGGACUGUGAAAGGGCAUUUGUGAAGGCACGAGAAGAUGAAGGUGGAAGAACAGUGGAUGUAAUGCGUAUUAUUUUGACUUAUGGGCUUGAUCCAAUUAUUGGUUCAGUGGAAAACAAACCGUGUCUAACUAAAAGGGUGGAAGACUCUGUGAGAAGACUGCUGAAAGAAAUAACAGAGCACAGUACUAAAGAGGAAAAUUCUAAUUUUUCAGACACCACAGAGGCUGUCAUUGAACAUGUUCAUCCCAAUCAGCAGGACAAGGGAAAAAUAGAUGUUUCAAUGAUGAAGCAAGGCGACUGGAUUUGCCCCAAAUGCAAUUUCAUGAACUUUGCUAGAAACAUCAGGUGCUUACGAUGUGACAGCUUGUUUGAGGAAAAAAUCAAGCAAUUGAAGGAGGAUAACAAUCACCUACCUUUGAAGAAGGGAGACUGGAUAUGCAAUAAAUGCAAUUUCCUGAAUUUUGCAAAGAAUACAAGAUGUUUGCAAUGCAAAGAGAGGCCUUCCAAUCGUCACCUUAAUCCUGGGGAGUGGGAAUGUGACUCAUGCAAUUACCUCAAUUUCAGAAGAAACAUGGUUUGCCUGAAAUGUGACCAUAGACGGCCUAUAGUGUCAAGGGCUUCAAAAUCUUCUCUUCAACCUCAGCAAGAAGAUAUAGACCACUAUAAGAAUAGCAAAUUUGCUUUUGUGGCACAUCAGGGUGAUAGAAGUUAUGAAACACCAAUGAUUUUUGGAAGAAAGAACAGGAACAGAGAUUCACACAUGUGGAGAUUUGUAGAGGAUAGAAAUGAAAAUCACGAGUGCUUAAAUAAAUCAAAUGAUCCUUCUGACUUUGUGGAUUUUCCUAUUGUUGGAGGUAAGACUCAAUUGACUGAGGUACAAAGGAGAGAAGCAUACAAGACUGAGUUGCCAAAUCAGUUCAGAAGGCCUUCAUGGCAAAGUGAAACUGAUGAUGAGUUUUGUUCAGAUAGCCUGAGUACUGAUGAUGAAUUUUGUUCUGACAAUAACCAGAGUACUGAUGAUGAAGAAAUGGACGAAUGGUUUGGAAAAGGUAAGAUUGAAAGGUAGAAUUCUAAAUUUUAAUUUCUAUACACUAUUAAUGUAAAAGUUUUUAUAUUUUCAACAAAUUAGAAAUCAUGAUAAAUAUAAAUUUUAAGGUAAAUAUUGGAAAAGUCCACCAAUUUAUAGUGCAUCAACUUGAUAGAGUAAGACGAGGAUGUUCAUAGACGAUUUGGUCUAUUACCUCGGCUUGAUCUAUUGGGAAAUUGAAUAUUUUUUGUCCCCCAUUUUGAAUUGAAUAAUAAUGUAAAAUUUUGUUGCACUGUCCAUGCAUGCACUAUCUAUACGUUUUGAUAUUUGAAUGAAGCAUGAAUUUUUAAGUCCCAAAGAAUACAUAAAAUACUUGGGAGGGUCUUUAUAUGUUUUUAUGCUGCAAGAAUAGGUUGAUAUAAGGUCACAAUGUCUGAUAUUUCUAUUUAUACUUGAAUGGCUAAAAGUAGUUGAGUGAGGAGACAACUUUGACCGUAGAAUAAGACGAUGUAUAACAUCCAAAGGCUUCCUGAAGGCAUCGAAAGGUGAUAAUAUGUUGAAUUUUCUGAUGAUCAGAAUAUUCUAAGGAAAUUUAAUUCAAUCGACGCUAUACAAAUGGUUGAAUAUUUAUUAUUUAAGGUGUCAUGGACCUUUGCUAUGGACCAUGUGUCGCUCCUUAAACAGAGCCGGUCUUCGAGUGUAGUUUAGAAGUGCAAUUGUUUAGGGCUUCUGAUUCUGACCUGGAGGGGUCCAAUAUUAUUUGAAAUUAAAAAAUCUACACUUAAUAACAUAUUAUAUCCAUUCUCUAA